AUGAUUUUGCUGAGCAGCUUCUUGCACCUACGGCCUCGCUGCUGCGGCCCCUUGGCAGGGCUGAGCAGGGGUGCCAGCCCCACAGCGGGUUCCCGCAGGGCUCUGCGGGUGCUGGUGGACAUGGACGGGGUGCUGGCCGAUUUCGAAGGAGGCUUCCUCAAGAAGUUCAGGGCCAGGUACCCUGACAAGCCCUACAUUGCCCUGGAGGACCGGAGGGGCUUCUGGGUGUCGGAGCAAUACGGGCGCCUGGGACCCGAGCUGAGCGAGAAAGCCAUCAGCAUCUGGGAAUCCAAGAACUUCUUCAUCGAGCUGGACCCGCUCCCCGGGGCUGUGGAGGCUGUGAAGCAAAUGGCAAAUUUGGCAGACACUGACGUGUUCAUCUGCACAAGCCCGAUCAAGAAGUACCGCUACUGCCCAUACGAGAAGUACGCCUGGGUGGAGAAGCACUUUGGCCCCGAGUUUCUCGAGCAGAUCGUUUUGACGCGAGACAAGACGGUGGUUUCUGCUGACCUGCUUAUAGACGACAGACCUGAUAUAACAGGGGCCGAGCUGAACCCCAGCUGGGAGCACGUGCUCUUCACGGCCUGCCACAACCGGCACCUGCAGCUGAAGCCCCCCAGCCGCAGGCUGCAGUCCUGGAGCGAUGACUGGAAGGCCAUUCUGGACAGCAAACGCCUGCCGCCCGGCCGGUCCACCUAA
Messenger RNA from Mesitornis unicolor (brown roatelo), 699 nucleotides. It is a transcript of the gene NT5M, whose product is annotated as 5',3'-nucleotidase, mitochondrial. The coding region runs from base 1 to 699 and encodes 232 amino acids. Gene Ontology annotation, biological process: pyrimidine deoxyribonucleotide catabolic process. The transcript has 5 exons. Gene Ontology annotation, molecular function: 5'-nucleotidase activity. Lineage: Eukaryota; Metazoa; Chordata; Aves; Mesitornithiformes; Mesitornithidae. The record is from RefSeq and is a predicted model, not a curated record.